GAACACAUGUGAGAAUAAUUGCGCCAUCAGAGGACGAGGCUGUCUUUGUUAACAGGAGGAAUUUCCACAGCAUCAAUGUGCAAAUAGUGUUCAAUGCGGCCUGUAAGAUUUUGGACAUUGUGGCGAAAUGGCCAGGCUCCACACAUCAUGCGAGAAUGCUCUCCGAGAGUGGCAUCAGACAGCUUUUUGAGAGACGCUAUGUGCCAGCUAAUUGCCACUUGUUAGGGGACAGUGGCUACCCAUGCAAACCAUGGCUCCUUACACCUUACCUCCAGCCACGCCAAGGGCCCCAACUAAACUAUAACAGGGCCCACAAGACAACAAGAGCGGUGGUGGAGCGUGGCAUAGGCCAGCUUAAGAGGCGCUUUCAUGUUCUCCACGGAGAGGUGCGGCUGAGGCCUGAAAAAGUCAGCAAAGUCAUCAUAGCCUGUGCAAUAUUACACAAUAUUUGCAAGGUUAGACAGAUUGCAGAACCUCUGGAGGAUGAGGAUGAAGACAACGAUGAGGAUGGUGGUGAAGAAGAUAUUUACAUUCCACAGGGGAACCUAGCCCAGAGUGGACUGCCUUACAGGGCAAACUUCACAAAUUUACAUUUCAGGCAAGCUGUAGCCCCAUGUCUUUUGAGAACUUGUGAUGGUAUUAGACUUGUAGUCAAGACCGCCUAA
This is a messenger RNA of Oreochromis aureus, 665 nucleotides long. Its product is annotated as putative nuclease HARBI1. Lineage: Eukaryota; Metazoa; Chordata; Actinopteri; Cichliformes; Cichlidae. The transcript is spliced from 2 exons. The record is from RefSeq and is a predicted model, not a curated record. The coding region runs from base 156 to 665 and encodes 169 amino acids.